UUUUUUUUUUAUUUGAGAAAAGGGAAUUUCGUCCCAAAUCAAAGGAAUGAAGUCUGGCUCCGGAGGAGGGUCCCCGACCUCGCUGUGGGGGCUCGUGUUUCUCUCCGCCGCGCUCUCGCUCUGGCCGACGAGUGGAGAAAUCUGUGGGCCUGGGAUCGACAUCCGCAAUGACUAUCAGCAGCUGAAGCGUCUGGAGAACUGCACGGUGAUUGAGGGCUUCCUCCAUAUCCUGCUCAUCUCCAAGGCUGAGGACUACCGCAGCUACCGCUUCCCCAAGCUUACAGUCAUCACCGAAUACUUGCUGCUGUUUCGUGUUGCCGGCCUCGAGAGCCUGGGAGAUCUCUUCCCGAACCUCACGGUCAUCCGUGGCUGGAAACUCUUCUACAACUACGCACUGGUCAUCUUUGAGAUGACCAACCUCAAGGAUAUUGGGCUUUAUAAUCUGAGGAACAUUACUCGGGGGGCUAUCAGGAUUGAGAAAAAUGCUGACCUCUGUUACCUCUCCACGGUGGACUGGUCCCUCAUCUUGGAUGCUGUGUCCAAUAACUACAUUGUGGGGAACAAGCCCCAGAAGGAGUGUGGGGACCUGUGUCCAGGGACCUUGGAGGAGAAGCCAAUCUGCGAGAAGACCACCAUCAAUAAUGAAUACAACUACCGCUGUUGGACCACAAAUCGCUGCCAGAAAAUGUGCCCUAGUGUGUGUGGGAAGCGAGCAUGCACGGAGAACAAUGAGUGCUGCCACCCAGAAUGCCUGGGCAGCUGCCACACACCUGAUGACAACACAACCUGCGUGGCCUGCCGGCACUACUACUACAAAGGCGUGUGCGUGCCUGCCUGCCCGCCUGGCACCUACAGGUUUGAGGGCUGGCGCUGUGUGGACCGAGAUUUCUGUGCCAACAUCCAGAGUGCUGAGAGCACUGACUCCUAUGGCUUCGUUAUCCACGACGGCGAGUGUAUGCAGGAGUGCCCCUCAGGCUUCAUCCGCAACAGCACCCAGAGCAUGUACUGCAUCCCCUGUGAAGGCCCUUGCCCCAAGGUCUGUGGUGAUGAAGAAAAGAAAACAAAAACCAUCGAUUCAGUUACUUCUGCUCAAAUGCUCCAAGGAUGUACCAUCUUGAAGGGCAAUUUGCUUAUUAAUAUCCGGCGAGGCAAUAACAUCGCCUCAGAACUGGAGAAUUUCAUGGGGCUCAUCGAGGUGGUGACGGGCUAUGUGAAGAUCCGCCAUUCCCACGCCCUGGUGUCUUUGUCCUUUCUGAAAAACCUCCGCAUGAUCUUAGGAGAGGAGCAACUGGAAGGAAACUAUUCCUUUUAUGUCCUGGACAACCAGAACUUGCAGCAGCUGUGGGACUGGAACCACCGCAACCUGACCAUCAAGUCAGGGAAGAUGUACUUUGCUUUCAAUCCCAAGCUGUGUGUUUCUGAAAUUUACCGCAUGGAGGAAGUAACAGGAACAAAAGGGCGCCAGAGCAAAGGGGACAUAAACACCAGGAACAACGGAGAGCGAGCCUCCUGUGAAAGUGAUGUUCUGCGUUUCACCUCAACCACCACCUGGAAGAACCGCAUUAUCAUAACCUGGCACCGGUACCGACCCCCCGACUACAGGGAUCUCAUCAGCUUCACGGUUUACUACAAGGAGGCACCUUUUAAAAAUGUUACAGAAUAUGAUGGGCAGGAUGCCUGUGGCUCUAACAGCUGGAACAUGGUGGAUGUGGACCUGCCUCCCAACAAGGAGGGGGAGCCCGGCAUUUUAUUGCAUGGGCUGAAGCCCUGGACCCAGUACGCCGUCUAUGUCAAGGCUGUGACCCUCACCAUGGUGGAAAACGACCAUAUCCGUGGGGCCAAGAGUGAAAUCUUAUACAUUCGCACCAAUGCUUCAGUACCUUCCAUUCCCCUGGAUGUUCUUUCAGCAUCAAACUCCUCCUCUCAGCUGAUUGUAAAGUGGAAUCCCCCAUCUCUGCCCAACGGGAACCUGAGUUACUACAUUGUGAGGUGGCAGCGGCAGCCACAGGAUGGCUACCUCUACAGGCACAACUACUGCUCCAAAGACAAAAUCCCCAUCAGAAAGUAUGCUGACGGCACCAUUGAUGUGGAAGAGGUGACAGAAAAUCCCAAGACCGAAGUGUGUGGUGGGGAUAAAGGACCAUGCUGUGCUUGUCCCAAAACUGAAGCUGAGAAGCAGGCCGAGAAGGAGGAGGCUGAGUACCGCAAAGUCUUCGAGAAUUUCCUUCACAACUCCAUCUUCGUGCCCAGACCUGAAAGGAAACGGAGAGAUGUCAUGCAAGUGGCCAACACCACCAUGUCCAGUCGAAGCAGGAACACCACGGUGACUGACAUCUAUAAUAUCACAGACCCAGAAGAGCUUGAGACAGAAUACCCUUUCUUCGAGAGCAGAGUGGAUAAUAAGGAGAGAACUGUCAUUUCCAACCUCCGACCUUUCACUCUAUAUCGCAUCGAUAUCCACAGCUGCAACCACGAGGCUGAGAAGCUGGGCUGCAGUGCCUCCAACUUUGUCUUUGCAAGAACCAUGCCUGCAGAAGGAGCAGAUGAUAUUCCUGGACCAGUGACUUGGGAACCAAGGCCUGAAAACUCCAUCUUUUUAAAGUGGCCAGAACCUGAGAACCCUAACGGAUUGAUUCUCAUGUAUGAAAUAAAAUACGGAUCACAAGUUGAGGAUCAGCGGGAAUGUGUGUCCAGACAGGAGUACAGGAAGUAUGGAGGGGCCAAGCUUAACCGGCUAAACCCAGGGAACUAUACAGCCCGGAUUCAGGCUACCUCUCUCUCUGGGAAUGGGUCAUGGACGGAUCCUGUGUUCUUCUAUGUCCCGGCCAAAACAACGUAUGAGAAUUUCAUCCAUCUGAUCAUUGCUCUGCCGGUCGCCAUCCUGCUGAUCGUGGGCGGGCUGGUGAUCAUGUUGUACGUCUUCCAUAGGAAGAGAAAUAACAGCAGAUUGGGGAAUGGGGUGCUGUAUGCCUCUGUGAACCCAGAAUAUUUCAGUGCAGCCGAUGUGUACGUGCCUGAUGAAUGGGAGGUUGCUCGAGAGAAGAUCACCAUGAACCGGGAGCUUGGGCAGGGAUCCUUUGGGAUGGUCUAUGAAGGAGUGGCCAAGGGUGUGGUCAAGGACGAACCUGAAACCAGGGUAGCCAUCAAGACAGUAAAUGAGGCUGCAAGCAUGCGUGAAAGGAUAGAGUUUCUGAACGAGGCCUCAGUGAUGAAGGAGUUCAACUGUCACCAUGUGGUGCGGUUGCUGGGCGUGGUGUCCCAGGGCCAGCCUACCCUGGUCAUCAUGGAACUAAUGACACGCGGGGAUCUCAAAAGUUAUCUCAGGUCUCUGAGGCCAGAAAUAGAGAAUAAUCCAGUCCUAUCACCUCCAAGUUUAAGCAAGAUGAUCCAGAUGGCUGGAGAGAUUGCAGAUGGCAUGGCAUACCUCAAUGCGAACAAGUUUGUCCACAGAGAUCUUGCUGCGCGGAAUUGCAUGGUAGCUGAAGAUUUCACCGUCAAAAUUGGAGAUUUUGGUAUGACACGAGACAUCUAUGAGACAGACUACUACCGGAAAGGAGGGAAGGGGUUACUGCCUGUGCGCUGGAUGUCUCCUGAGUCCCUCAAGGAUGGAGUCUUCACUACUCAUUCAGAUGUCUGGUCCUUUGGUGUCGUCCUCUGGGAGAUUGCCACAUUGGCUGAGCAGCCAUACCAAGGCUUGUCCAAUGAGCAAGUCCUUCGCUUCGUCAUGGAGGGUGGCCUUCUGGACAAACCGGACAACUGCCCCGACAUGCUAUUUGAACUGAUGCGCAUGUGCUGGCAGUACAACCCCAAGAUGCGGCCUUCCUUCCUGGAGAUCAUCAGCAGCAUCAAGGACGAGAUGGAGCCCGGCUUUCGAGAGGUCUCCUUCUACUACAGCGAGGAGAACAAGCCACCCGAGCCGGAGGAGCUGGAGCUGGAGCCCGAGAACAUGGAGAGCGUCCCCCUGGACCCUUCGGCCUCCUCAGCCUCCCUGCCACUGCCUGAUAGACACUCAGGACACAAGGCCGAGAACGGCCCAGGCCCUGGAGUGCUGGUUCUCCGCGCCAGCUUCGAUGAGAGACAGCCUUAUGCGCACAUGAACGGGGGUCGAGCCAACGAGAGGGCCUUGCCGCUGCCCCAGUCUUCGACCUGCUGAUCCUCGGAUCCCAAGUCUCGUGCAAACAGUAACGUGUGUGCCCACUCUGCGGGGGUGGGGGGAGCAGGUCUUAAUCCAUUCACAAGCCUCCUGUACCUCAGUGGAUCUUCAGAACUGCCAUUGCUGCCCGCGGGAGACGGCUUCUCUGCAGUAAACACAUUUGGGACGUUCCUUUUUUUCAAUAUGCAAGCAGCUUUUUAUUUCCCUACCCAAACCCUUAACUGAUAUGGGCCUCUGCGAACCUUAAUGACAACAUUUAAUAGCAACAGAACACUCGAGAAUUGAGUCUCCUCGUUCUCUGCCUUUCUCUCUUCCCUCCUCUCUCU
This is a messenger RNA of Nannospalax galili (Upper Galilee mountains blind mole rat), 4479 nucleotides long. It is a transcript of the gene Igf1r, whose product is annotated as insulin like growth factor 1 receptor. The transcript is spliced from 21 exons. The record is from RefSeq and is a predicted model, not a curated record. Gene Ontology annotation, molecular function: insulin receptor activity; insulin receptor substrate binding; ATP binding. Gene Ontology annotation, cellular component: insulin receptor complex; axon; membrane. The coding region runs from base 47 to 4153 and encodes 1368 amino acids. Gene Ontology annotation, biological process: glucose homeostasis; regulation of JNK cascade; insulin-like growth factor receptor signaling pathway. Lineage: Eukaryota; Metazoa; Chordata; Mammalia; Rodentia; Spalacidae.